AUGCCCUGUGCCGCGGCUAUUGCUGUGAGCAGAACAGAGGGACAAAACUGUUCACUGCCACUGUGUGUGACAGAGGGAACAGUUGUUUCUUUCCGACUGGAGGACACAGGCAGAUAUGAGUGUUUUGCUUUAGUCACAACAGGAGAAAACAAGAAACAGCACGUCAUGUGCUACAUUGAUCUGAACGUCACAAAGCUGAGUCCAGAAGAGAAACAAACUCAGGACAAUGAUAAAGGACAAGAUCAUUCUCAGGGUCUGGAUGUGGUGGUGGUGGUGGAGUGGGAGUGGUUUUGGGUGGUUGUGCUGCCGUCUGUGCUGUUGAUUUGUGCUUUUUGUAAAAGAAACAUCAAUCUGUGGCAGCAGAUUUCCAAACAGCCAAACACCCCACUUACAUCAGAAAAUCCGCUCUCAUGA
Knipowitschia caucasica is the source of this 414-nucleotide messenger RNA. The record is from the annotation of a GenBank genome assembly. Lineage: Eukaryota; Metazoa; Chordata; Actinopteri; Gobiiformes; Gobiidae.